AUGGAGUUUGGCCAUCAAGGAGCUCCAUCGCCGUGGCACAGGGAAUUCACAAAUGACAGAUCGUUUGAUCCACCCUACCGGCCUUCAAUGGCGACGUAUGAUUACAGUUUAGAAAGAAGACCUGCAGAUCCGACGAUUCCACUGCGGUUUUCAAGGGAGAAUGAAGCACUCCAUUCCUUCGCAAGAACGGUUGCAUUACCGUUCACUAACAAAAUCCUGAAUGCUCCGAAUCCGAGGAAGUUUUCCAUGCCAGUAUUCAUUCUGUUCGAUAGAACGACCGAUCUGAUCGAUCACAUUUACCACAUUCAGUUGAAAAUGGCUUUGAAUACGAACAAUGACCCUUUGAUGUGCAAAUGCUUCCCUAUAAGCUUUUCAGGGCCAGCCCUCAACUGGUUCAAAAAUCUGACUCAAGGUUCAAUCGCUAGUUUCCAAGACUUGUGUGAUAAGUUUAUCAGCCAAUACUAUGGAAAUAAACGUCUGGUUAAAGAUGUAUCAAGCCUGUUUACAAUGAAGCAUAACGAAGAUGAACAACUCCAGGCUUUUCUCACCAGGUUUAACCUUGUCAAGAGUAUGGUUAUGGAGUGUCAUCCAUCAACAGCAGUUCAAGCGUUCAAGUUAGCAAUGACCCGAGGGAUACCAUUCCACACAAGUCUAGUGGUGAAUACGCCGAAGACUAUGGAUGAUCUGAAUGAGAGAGCCAAUGGCUUCGUGCGUCUAGAAGAAGAAAAAAUAGCUAAUGCAAGGAAGACAUCUAUUAUCUCCACAGAAGAGAAGUCCAAAGCCAAGAUUCGGCAAAAGCAAGCUCUGCAGCGUCAGACCUCCUAG
Molecule: messenger RNA, 825 nt
Organism: Cornus florida
Lineage: Eukaryota; Viridiplantae; Streptophyta; Magnoliopsida; Cornales; Cornaceae
Exons: 1
Coding region: 1-825 (274 amino acids)
Source: RefSeq, a predicted model, not a curated record